AUGCUCAAGGCGGUGAUUACUUCACCGCCCAGACCCAAGCUCUGGAUCCGCAAGUUUUCCCCUUCCGAGCGACUCUUUGCAGUCCCCAUCUCUCUCUGCCGUGACACAGUACUCGACCAUUCGGAUCUCUGGGUGAGGUUUCUGCCUUUUAAACCGCCAUUUUCAGAGAACAGCACUGGAAUUUUCAAGGCUGCCAUCAUGAACGGUGACACCUAUUCUUCCAGAGGUACGGACCCCAUGCGUGUGGAUGCGACUGGAGCUUCUACUAACUCGAGAUUAGAUACUGGGCGCUCGCGCGAUCACUUUGUGAGUUUGGAACUUGUGGCGACUUGUUAUUUGUUGCAUUCAACUAACCUAACCCCCAGCGCGACGAGCGACGGGAGCGCGACAGAGGCGAAAGAAGACGGUCACGAUCCCCUCACCACGGACGGGGGCCGCGUCGGGAGCAGGAACAGAAUUCAUACUCGUCCAGCCGUGACUACCGUGCCAGAGAACGCGAAGACCGCUACUCCAGUCGCAGGGAUGACCGGGAAUGGGAUCGAGGAGAUCGAGGUGAUCGUGGUGACCGUGGUGAUCGUGGCGGUGGUGAUCGUGGAGACCGUCGCCGCCGGGAUUUCGAUGACAGACCUCCUCGACGGGAUUUGUUCGAGGACCGCCCUCGGCGCGGUGACCGCGGCGGCGACCGGUUUGACCGUGGCGACCGGGGCGAUCGCGAUCGAGGAGGGGACAGACGCGAGCGCAGGAGAAGCGCCACACCCCCACGGAAAAAGGAACCUACCCCCGAUCUGA
This is a messenger RNA of Penicillium riverlandense, 789 nucleotides long. RefSeq lists its product as uncharacterized. The coding region runs from base 1 to 789 and encodes 262 amino acids. Lineage: Eukaryota; Fungi; Ascomycota; Eurotiomycetes; Eurotiales; Aspergillaceae. The transcript has a single exon. The record is from RefSeq and is a predicted model, not a curated record.